This is a messenger RNA of Lampris incognitus (smalleye Pacific opah), 1445 nucleotides long. RefSeq names its product angiopoietin-like 5 (gene angptl5). The record is from RefSeq and is a predicted model, not a curated record. NCBI's taxonomy places the organism in Eukaryota, Metazoa, Chordata, Actinopteri, Lampriformes, Lampridae. The transcript is spliced from 8 exons. The coding region runs from base 150 to 1322 and encodes 390 amino acids.
CAGAAAAGCAAAGCUUUUUUUGUCAGGACAGAAAAAAGAAGAGUAAACUGUGAGUUUGGAGAGGGUUGUCAGCUGAUGAAGGAGUGAACAAGUUCAGCCCCCUCGUUGCCGUAGGAAAGAAUAACAGCGGCGAACACAGUUUAGAGGGAAUGAACAAGAUGUGGAUAACAAUCCUUCUGCUACUUGCGCCUCACCUGCCUCCUGCCGCCAACACCUCUGUAGACAAAGGGGACAGCACCACUUUAACCCAAUCCAAAAUACUUAAUCAGGAGUUUGCUGAGGCCACUGGGAGAGACCAAAAACAUUUUGAAGGAGGCAACGGUCGGGAGACAUGUUCCAUCCCAUGUGACAUAACUGCCAAACUGCUAAGAGAUGAGAAACAUUCAUUUUGUGGCCACUUACAGCAGUCUCUUAUGACAUUUGGUCGGAGCACGAGAAAACUAGUCAGAGAUGUCAUGGAGGAGCAGCAGAGAGCCUUGGACUUCCUGACUAGUCAGGUCACAGAGCUGAUGACCAAGGUUCAGGCCCUCAGCUCAGAGGUUCAGAGGAACAACAUUGAGAUGUACUCUGUGAAACCUGUGCAGUCCCAUGGGCGAGACUGCAGUGACAUCAAAGACAACCUGAUUUCUGUGGUCCCCAAGAUCCCCAGUGGUAUUUACAUUGUGCACCCAGAAAACACCGACUCCUCCUUUGAGGUAUUCUGUGAGAUGGACUACAUGGGAGGUGGCUGGACAGUGAUGCAGAAGAGGAUGGAUGGGUUAACCAACUUCAGACGCCCCUGGGCAGACUAUGUAGAUGGCUUUGGACACCUUCCAGGAGAACACUGGUUGGGCUUAAGAAAGGUGUUCCACAUAGUUAACCAGAAAGAGACUCGAUUCCAACUUCACAUUGCCCUUGUCUCGCAUGACGAGACAACCUCUUAUGCAUCGUAUGAUGACUUUCGUCUAGACAAUGAAACACUGUUCUACAGUAUACACCUGGGAAGAUAUGCAGGCAGCGCAGGAGAUGCGUUCCGUGGUUAUGAACAGGAGCAGAACCAGGACACGGCCCCGUUCAGUGCAUCAGAUGUGGACAACGAUGGCUGCAUUCCUUUCUGCUCUAUCAAUAACCAGACGGUCGAGAGCUGCAGUAUGCUGCACAACCAGACAGGGUGGUGGUUCAACCAGUGCGGCCUGGCCAACCUCAACGGCUCUCCGGAAGACCCGGAGCAGAACAAAGGGGAAAGUACUCACAUACUCUGGAACACGUGGACACAAAAUGGGUUGCCACACAGCAUCAAAUCUGUCACAAUGAAGAUUAGGAGAAUCACCACCAAUAAUUAAUGGACAGAAAGGAGUAGGGAAGAAAAGAAAAGGCAGAUAAGAUUAGAAGGCAAGUUAAAUUGUACACAUUGCACUGCAUAUUGUGUACAGUCAAAUGGUCUAAUAAAAUAAACGGACACCUUC